CUGUUAGAUGUCUUUGAAGACAAUUUUGGACGUUUUUGUGUUUUGAAAUGUGAGCAGAGAGUUUGUAGUGAAAAUUAGGCUAAACUACAACAAAUGGCAGAUUCUUAUUCGUUUGUAAAAGGCGGUAAACUGAAACUAAAGGGACACAAAGACAAGAAACACAAGAAGCACAAGAAAAGGAAACAUGAUGAAAUUGACACAGAUACACCAAAACCAGAGAAAGGAGAUAGUGAAAAACAUGGUGGCUGGUGGUUAGCUAAGAAGUUUGAUGACAUAUCUGGUAACACGGCUAUAGAGAUGAGUGAUAUGAGAUAUUUGGCUGCUCAAGAUAAUGGCAGAUUUAAACUGGGACCACCUAGGGAUGAAGGAGAGGAACCAGAUCCGAUAGAAAUACUGACAGCUGUAAAAGUUAAUGAGACAAAAAUAGCAUUGAAAUCUGGUUAUGGUAAAUACCUUAGUAUUGACCCAGAUGAUGGUGUUAUUGGAAGAGCUGAAGCUAUAGGAGCAAGGGAACAGUGGGAACCAGUUUUUCAAGAGGGUAGGAUGGCAUUGAAUGGCAGUAAUAAUUGUUUUUUAUCAUAUGAUGAUGAUGGAGAUAUUGUUUGCAAUAGUAAGAAAGCUGGUGAAAGUGAAAUGCUUAAAAUCAGACUAAAUGCAAAUAUAGAAUCAGACCCAUUUGCAAACAUACCUGUUGAAGAGAGAGGCAAAAUUAAAGAUGCAGAAAUAAAUUAUGUGAAGAAAUUUCAAAGCUAUCAAGACAGAAAAUUAAAAAUAAGUGCAGAAGAUGUGAGCAGUUUAAAGAAGGCUAAGAAAGGUGGCACGCUUCAUGAAUGUAUGCUAGACAGACGAGAGAAGAUGAAAGCAGAUAGAUAUUGCAAGUGAAGACUCACAUAUAGAAGAUACAAAUCUUACCAUAGACUUACAUGGCAGCUCUUAUGUGUUAAAAAGACUGGAGUGAAAGAAUAAAAAAAAACAGAUUCUGACGGGAUUGAAAUCAUGUUUAAUUUAACAUUAGUAUAGUUAAUGAUACAAAUGGUCUAUAAGUUUUGUGUAGUUUCUCCCACAACAUUUGCACAGAUGAACAUUUUAUUAAUUUAUUGACAAUGCAUCAGUUUUAUCAUUUGAUUGCUAUAUAAUUUGAAAAAUUUUUAAUGAUACUUUCCUUGUAUUGUAUUUUUAAACUUUAGAAGUCAUUAUGUUUUAUACAGUCAUUUUAUAUUAAACAUAUAUACAUUUG
This is a messenger RNA of Mytilus californianus (California mussel), 1237 nucleotides long. Its product is annotated as protein FRG1-like. Bases 94 to 882 code for a protein of 262 amino acids. Gene Ontology annotation, molecular function: actin filament binding. NCBI's taxonomy places the organism in Eukaryota, Metazoa, Mollusca, Bivalvia, Mytilida, Mytilidae. The transcript is spliced from 9 exons. The record is from RefSeq and is a predicted model, not a curated record. Gene Ontology annotation, cellular component: nucleolus; striated muscle dense body; catalytic step 2 spliceosome.